AAUCUGUAGUAUGUAAUUUGUGAACCUACAAAUCAGAUUUUACAGCCCAUUGGAAGCAAGCGCACAGACGGCUGGACUAAUUCUCUUUGACUGGCACCUGGUUCUUAUAUAACAGUGUACUACAGAGGCUUUUAAAGGCAAAAUUAUUCUGUUUAAGAGGUGAAAACAAAGUGGUCAGCCUUUAGGAGGAUUGAGCAUUGCCCAGGAAUUGGGAUGACAGCCUGUUCGGAGAGGAUGGAGCACUUAGCAUGGUUGAUACUAGCAAUGCUAUGGAUGGUGCAGGCUGUGGCGUGCUGCCCUGAUGUCUGCAAAUGCUCCAGGAAGUCUGGCCCAGAAAAAUCAGAGGUCAACUGUCAUAAGAGGGGGCUUCGAGUUUUUCCUUCCAAUCUGCCUCCUGAUUCUUGGAUCAUUAAAUUAGGUGAGAAUGGUAUCACAGACCUGAAGGCAAAUACUCUGAGAUCAAUUCCAAAGAUUGAGAGCAUCAGCCUGGAGAGAAAUGCCAUAAAAUCCAUCCAUCCCCAGGCCUUCUCUGGUGCAAAGCACCUGAUGCUUCUCAAUCUUUACGGCAACCACAUAACCAAUCUUCCACCAAGGGGAUUUCAGGACCUCCUAAACCUUCGCUUCCUCAUGCUGGGGCAGAACCAGAUUGGCAUCCUCAAACCUGUGAUUUUCGCUGGCAUGAGGAACCUGUCGGAGCUGGACCUUCCACUCAAUGCACUGACAAUCGUCCCAUCUAAUGCCUUCAAACCUCUGAUUGCCCUCAAAGUUUUGGACCUUUCCCUCAAUCGCAUCCAGAAGAUUUCUCCCAAGGCCUUCACUGGGCUGAGGCAGCUCUUGUUCCUCAACUUGGACAAUAACAGUCUGAAGAAUAUUCCUGCUGGAGCGUUUCAGCCGCUGCGAUCUCUGGAGAUGCUGGUUCUAGACAACAACCUUCUAUCUACACUGAGUUUAUCAGCUUUGGAUGGCCUGGGCAACUUGCAGGAGCUGUACCUGAGGAGCAACGAGCUGGAGCGCCUGCCCUCGGAUGUGUUUAUCAACCUGCCCGAGCUUUCACAGCUGGCACUCAGUGGAAACCGCCUGAAGACAGUGGAUGGAAACAUGUUUGCCCAUAUGCCCGUUCUAAAGAAGCUGCACCUCCACGACAACCCGUGGCAGUGUGACUGUAACAUUACGUCGCUGGUGCAGUGGAUGGGACAAACCAAGGCCACUCUGUCACCACGGCACACCCUGAAGUGCGUGACUCCUCAAGAGCUCCAACAUAAGAGCCUCAGUAGCCUGCAAACUGAAAAACUGCUCUGCCGCACUUAACGGCAAAGAUGAAGAUCACAGCG
Molecule: messenger RNA, 1331 nt
Organism: Archocentrus centrarchus (flier cichlid)
Lineage: Eukaryota; Metazoa; Chordata; Actinopteri; Cichliformes; Cichlidae
Product: leucine-rich repeat-containing protein 15
Exons: 7
Coding region: 214-1308 (364 amino acids)
Cellular component (GO): plasma membrane
Molecular function (GO): protein binding
Source: RefSeq, a predicted model, not a curated record